GGCAAUCCCCAAUCUGCAAGCCAGUUUCUUUACGGACUUCAACGCGAGUGGAUGGAUCAUUUGCGGCACGGUAAAAUGCGGUGCCACCUAGUGCUGUUAUUGUUAUCUGUCGCGUGGGGUUUCCCGCCCGUUAGUCACGGUCAGAGCUAUGUCGUGGUAUCAUCGGACACGCUGCGAGCGCACACGACGUACGGUCUUGCCGUAGCAAACGUUGCACCGAAAACUCAACACUUUCGGUUUGAAAUUGUGGCUAACAAUCAAUCGAUUGCACGUUCCUCGACGGUGGACAUCGCUGCCAAUGGAUUCAAGCAAAUUGAUUUGAAUAUAAAUCAGCUGGAUCCAGAGGCUUCCUAUAUGCUCCAGGUUUGGGAUGCAUCCAAAGGUGUGCUAUUGAACGCAAGCACGGUCGCUUGUUCCGUGCGAAGCUAUGUUGUACUGUUUCAGACCGACAAACCAGUGUACAAACCAAGUGAUAAGAUUCUGUUUCGGGUCGUGUUUUUGACACUUGACCUGAUGCCGGUACAGGAGGCUGCCAUUACCAUUUUUCUAACGGAUCCAUCGGGAUCUCGAUUAAAACAGUGGUCCUCAGCGCAACUGCAAAAUGGUGUUUUCGAAGGUAGAUUCAAGUUGGCAUCGGAACCUUCAUUCGGGAGGUGGACUAUCAACGCAAACAUUAAUGAACAGACUUACCGAGAAACGGUCCAAGUGGAAGAGUACAGUGUGCCACUAUUAAAUAUAGACCUGAACAGUGCCCCUAACCCUUACAUGUACUGUGAGGAUAAACAGAUAAUGCUUAAGCUAAGUGUCAACUAUGCCCAAGGUGGUGCAGUUCAAGGCCACGCAACAGUUGUGAUGCGGACUCAGCUAGAAAACUUUAUACACCAGCAGAAGGAAGUAGCACGAAAAGAGCUCAUGCUUAAUGGAUCUGCUCUAGUGAGGUUUUCCAUGCCAUUGAUAUCACCGGAUUGUCUUGAAGACCGCACUGUCUGGUUCGAUGUUGUCGUUCGUGAGUCAACAACGAACGUUACUCAGGAAGAGACUCGCACGUUCACCGUGCAUCGCUCUCUCUACGAUAUGGAAGUGCUCGAUGAAACCAAUAGCUUCCAUCCGGACACUCCUGUGCAUUUGAAAGCAAGACUAGUCUCGAUUAGCGGAAGGCCACAGUCCAACCAGUUUGUUAUACUAAACUAUACACUUCAAAAAGAACAGUUGAGCAUGGAGGAAGCGGUACCGCAAAUUGUACGCGUGAAGACUGACACGCGAGGAGUCUUUAAACUGUCUUUCAACACUACGCUAGAUACGGUCGCGGUCGAUGUGUUUGGCACUUACAGGAACCGAACAUACUCUCUGCUGGCAGCUUAUCCUAUGUACGAAAGCAACGAGAUUGAUUAUUUAGUAGCACACACGAGUCAAGCUUAUUACAGAUCGAAGCAUCAGGUCACUAUCAAUGUGCGCAAUAACUUCCGUACCAAUCGCAUUUUCUUCGUUUGCUUCUGUAGUGCAAUGGUGUGCGAUAGCGGUGUGGUACAAUCCGCUGAUGUUCAAAAAUACCACAAGUUUUCAUUCUUAGCACCGUCUUUGGUUGCACAGCAGAUGAAGGUGUUAGUAUUUACGGUAAAAAAUGAUGGAGCAAUUGUAAGCACAACAGUCAUCGUUCGGUUUCGGCUUCAGCCUCAUCAUACGUUGACCAUUUCAGCGGCUCGUGUCGAGGAAAUUUCACAGAAAUACAGUAUCAGCAUUGGGGCAGGUAACGGUGCCUAUGUUGGUCUGUUCGGAGUGGAGGAACGUGCUAGAACUAUGUCAUCCGGCGAGAAUGAUCUUUCGUGGAGCAAAUUGCACAGGGCGCUGCAGCCAUUCAACAAGCUGCACGCUGAUGCAUUUUUACACGAUAGUUUCAAAAGAGUUGGAGCGUUGCUGUUAACGGAUGGAUAUGAACCGGAUGUUGGUCCUGUAUUCAAUGCGCAAGGAAGAGUUGGUAACAUUUUCGAGGAAGAGGAAGCACCCAGGGAACACUAUCCCGAAACCUGGAUUUGGGAAUCCGUUAGAACGCUCGACCAACGCAUCCAGACCAUCGAGCGAGCGCUACCAAACAUUGGCACCUUCUAUUUAAUGGCAUUUGCUUUGGACUCUACAUACGGACUGCAGAUAACGAAACCAGCUCGUUUGAAGUACUCAAAGGAUGUUUUUGCUCAGCUACAUAUACCACCUUCACUGAACCGCUCAGAGGAAGCGGUUGGUUAUUGUUUAAUUCACAAUUAUGGUUCCUCGGUAACGGUGCUCGUGGAAAUUCAACCGAACUUGGCAAACACUAAACUAGUUCUUGGUGCUGGAGAAACAGAAAGCAUACCGUUGAAGCUUUUGUUUGAGCAAGUAGGUGACGUGAAAAUUGUCGUGACUUUGCGCAUUUCGAAUGGAACCAUCCUUGACACGGUCCAACAAAUGAUCUCAGUGCGCCAUAAGGGUAAUGUUCGGUACGUGGAGGAUGUUCGUUUAAUACACUUCGAUAAGCCGUCACAAACAGAGCUCAAUUUAAUGGUUGAACUACCAAAGCAAAACAUCAUCCCCGAUUCUGGCAAGCUAACCUUGUCUGUAAUUGGAUCCUUUCCCAACCUCCAUGAAUACGAUCUGCAACCGAUGGCUGAUUCAUCGUACAUCCACGGAAGCGCAAAUGUUCUAUUUUUCCAGACUACACUCACCAUUUAUGAAUAUCUGCGCAAUAGUGGACUGCUGAAGGCUGAUAGUUUAACCAAAUUCAAUCCACUGGUGGAGGUCGCAUUCCAGAACCAGUUGAAAUUUCGCCUAAAAGGUGGAGCGUUUAGCUACCUUGGUUAUGAUGUUCCUGACCGCUGUGGAAGCGUUUGGCUGACAGCAAACACGGUGCACACAUUCAUUAGAGCGGCCGAGUUUGUUCACAUCAAUGAUCGAAACAUUGAAGCAUCACUAAAUUGGCUACAGGAGCAAAUGCUUACCAAUGGAAGUUUUAAAGAGACGUGCGCUUCGGCGUUGGAUCGUGCUCAGAUAAUUGGAGAAACCGAGCUAUCGCUCGCUAUCACUGUUCUCACAGCAUUCAUCAAUAACAAGUACAGUAGUAAAUAUGGUAAUUUGCGAAAUCGUACACUGGCGAUGGUAUUGAAGGCUACGAGGGAUGAUGUGUACAGCAUGGCAAGGAUUGCGUACCUCCUUAAGCUAAUGAACCAUCCUGCACGAAUGACUGCAAUCGAACAGUUGAACAAACAAGCCAUCGAUGUUGAUGGUGCUUUCCGUUGUUGGUUAGAACGGCAUCCUCCCAACAAGGAACCAUCGAAGCGCGAUACAGAAACCACUGCGUACGCAUUGCUGGCAAAUAUCAAUGAAGGGACUAUGGCAUCAGAGGAAAUCCAACGUGUGGCUCAAUGGCUCUAUAAACGCUGCUUCACUGGCAAUCGCUUUAUUGUCACUGCGGAAAAUUUGAUCGGUUUGCAGGCUCUCGGAGAGGUGGCUAAGCGUAAUACGGUUCCAGAAACCAAACUAUCACUAGUGCUUCCUACAUCAAUGCUGAACCUUGUCGUGGAUGACACCAAUCGAGAACUUUUGCAAACACUUCAAUUAACGAGAGCAACUCCUAGGGUGAGAGUUUCCGCAAAAGGAUUAGGCUCAGCAUGGGUGAAACUAAGCUAUAAGUAUAACGUGCCGUAAGAUGUGGAAAAGAGAUAAAUCAUAAAAGGAAAAGAUCAAUCAAAGGAUCAAUCUUCUUACCUACACUGUGACUGUAUCAUUAUUCUGAGUCUCAAUAAAACUCUUCCUUGAUA
Molecule: messenger RNA, 3788 nt
Organism: Anopheles aquasalis
Lineage: Eukaryota; Metazoa; Arthropoda; Insecta; Diptera; Culicidae
Product: alpha-2-macroglobulin
Molecular function (GO): endopeptidase inhibitor activity
Source: RefSeq, a predicted model, not a curated record